Molecule: messenger RNA, 1146 nt
Organism: Penicillium arizonense
Lineage: Eukaryota; Fungi; Ascomycota; Eurotiomycetes; Eurotiales; Aspergillaceae
Product: actin-related protein ArpA
Exons: 3
Coding region: 1-1146 (381 amino acids)
Source: RefSeq, a predicted model, not a curated record
AUGGCAGAGGCCACCCUCCACAACGUGCCAAUUGUCAUCGACAAUGGCAGCGGCACAAUCCGAGCAGGAUUCGCAGGCGAAGAAAUCCCCUCAUGUUACUUUCCCUCAUUCGUCGGCCGGCCCAAACACCCACGGGUGAUGGCCGGUGGUCUGGAAGGAGACUCGUUCAUCGGUUCACGCGCACAAGAACUCCGCGGCCUCUUGAAGAUCCGGUAUCCACUGGAACACGGCAUUGUCACAAAUUGGGAGGACAUGGAAUCUAUCUGGCACUACGUCUACGAGAACGAACUCAAGACCCUCCCCGAAGAACACCCAGUCCUCCUCACGGAGCCGCCGCUGAACCCACGCGCCAACCGUGAUAUCGCUGCCCAGCUGAUGUUUGAGGCUUUUAAUGUGCCGGCCUUGUAUAUGUCUAUUCAGGCUGUAUUGUCGCUCUACGCGUCCGGUCGUACCACCGGUGUGGUUUUGGACUCUGGAGAUGGUGUUUCCCAUGCCGUUCCUGUCUUCGAGGGUUUCGCUAUCCCAAACAGUAUUCGGAGAAUUGAUGUCGCUGGUCGUGAUGUUACAGAACAGAUGCAGUUGCUGCUGCGAAAGGCUGGUCAUGUCUUGCACACUAGUGCCGAGAAGGAGGUUGUACGCAUGAUCAAGGAGAAGGUCUGCUAUGUGUCGUUGGACCCGAAGCGGGAAGAGAAGGAGUGGAUGAACAGCUACCACAAGUCCGAUGCGAAGGCAGUCGACUAUACUCUGCCGGAUGGACACAAGAUCAAGAUCGGCCAAGAACGCUAUCGCGCACCCGAAAUCCUGUUCGACCCUGAACUUAUUGGUCUUGAGUAUCCCGGUGUGCACCAGAUUGUCCAGGACGCCAUCACUCGCACAGAUCUCGACCUGCGCAAGUCGCUAUACCUCAACAUUGUUCUUUCUGGUGGUUCAACAUUGUGCAAGAACUUCCCUGAUCGAUUGAUGCGUGAGAUCAAGAGAUUGGCAGUUGAAGACAUGAAGAUCCGGAUCUCCGCGCCAGCAGAGCGCAAGUAUACCACGUGGAUUGGUGGUAGCAUUCUUGCCGGGCUAAGCACGUUUAGAAAGAUGUGGGUCAGCGCAGACGAAUGGCACGAGGACCCCGAAGUCAUCUUCAAGCGAUUCGCAUAA